AUGACCAUCUCCUACACCAACGGCAUCUCCAUCCUCCAACUGAUAGUUUACUUCCCUUCUAUCUUCCUAUCCGCAUUUCUCGUCUACCGCCAUGGUCUGCGUACAAACAGCGGCUUCAUUUUCCUCACAACAUUUGCUCUAGCCCGCAUCGUCGGCGCCUGCUGCGAGCUGGCAACAAUCAACAACCCAUCUACAGGCCUCUUCACCGCAGCCGCAAUCUGUAGUUCAAUUGGAUUGUCGCCAUUGAUGCUCGCGUGUAGCGGUCUCCUUUCUCGAGCCAAUCUUUCCAUUGAAUACACAACAAGCCGUCCUGCUUUACCAGAUCUGAUCUUCCGCGCUUUCAGGCUGCUCACUAUCGUCGCGAUGGCAGUCGCUAUCGCCGGUAUCACGUCUAAUAUGACCGCCGAGGGUCUCCAGCACCCCGAUAUCAAGACUAAAAUUGGGAUGAUUCUUUACCUUGUCUGUUGGGCGAUUAUGGUCCUCAUGCUUCUGGUCAUUGCACUUAAGCGAGGCUCUCUGGAGCGUGGCGAGGGCCGGACUUUGUUGGCCGUUGCUAUCUCUUCGCCAUUCAUUCUCGUCCGCAUCAUCUAUGCGCUCCUCAUCUGGUUCUUGCAUGACUCGACUUUCAGCCUUCUCAACGGCAGUGAAACUGUGACUCUGGUGAUGUCGGUCCUCGAGGAGUUUGUUGUUGUCAUUGUUUGCCUUGGUGUUGGCAUGACUCUGCGUGUUCGUGGCAAGCAGGUCAAUCAGAACGAUGAGGCCGCCAUGCCUGCUUAUCCUCAGCAGUGGACUUCUAAGCCCUAG
This is a messenger RNA of Penicillium maclennaniae, 804 nucleotides long. RefSeq lists its product as uncharacterized. The record is from RefSeq and is a predicted model, not a curated record. Lineage: Eukaryota; Fungi; Ascomycota; Eurotiomycetes; Eurotiales; Aspergillaceae. The transcript has a single exon. Bases 1 to 804 code for a protein of 267 amino acids.